Molecule: messenger RNA, 3144 nt
Organism: Schistocerca gregaria
Lineage: Eukaryota; Metazoa; Arthropoda; Insecta; Orthoptera; Acrididae
Product: U3 small nucleolar RNA-associated protein 6 homolog
Exons: 4
Coding region: 172-2256 (694 amino acids)
Biological process (GO): maturation of SSU-rRNA from tricistronic rRNA transcript (SSU-rRNA, 5.8S rRNA, LSU-rRNA)
Cellular component (GO): small-subunit processome; Pwp2p-containing subcomplex of 90S preribosome
Molecular function (GO): protein binding; snoRNA binding
Source: RefSeq, a predicted model, not a curated record
ACUCCCUCAUUGGUUUGAAGGCGCGCAGCAUAUAUAGAAGACGCGGACGACGCGUGGCGACAAACCGUAUUCUGCAGCAGCGAAGACUGUCAAACGAAAAGCUGAAGCCCUAUUGGAAGGGCUGAGGUGUGAAGGAGUGCAUCAUUUUGUUUACUUCUACAGUUCUGUAUCAUGGCGGACCUUGUACAAGAAGAGCUAGAGGGAAUGAUCCCGGAGCUUGAGAAGCUCCAGGCGGGGAAUGUGCUCAGUUCCGAUGAAGUCAAGAAAGUGAUUAGAAGCCGGCGGAGGUUAGAAUACAGUACCAGAAGGCCGGGAAAGGAACUCGUUGAUUUUCUGAGAUAUAUCGAAUAUGAAUUGAACCUUGACUUUUUGAUUCGGAGGCGUUCGGCCCGACUGAAAUUCAAGGACAAGGCGAGAUUUGCGGCGACUAGAAAGGUGCACCGAUUGUUUCAGGGCGCGCUGAAAAAGUUCAAGGGCGAUACGCGUUUGUGGUUUCAGUUUAUUGAUUUUGUAGGGCGUGGUGAGAAGGGCCGGGCUUUGAAUAGGAUAUUCGUGGAAGCCAUAUCUUUACACCCCAAGUACCCGCCGUUUUGGAUUGCGGCGGCAUGUUGGGAGUAUUUUAGAAACGAUAACAUUUUGGCGGCGAGGACGCUGUUGCAGAGAGGGAAUCGGUUCAAUCCCGACUCAGAGGAGAUUUACUUGGAAUAUGCGCGAUUGGAGCUGGCGUAUCGUCAGAAGAUCCAGAUACGCAUACAGUGGUUCGGAGUUGAUGAGUCCAAGCUCAAAUCGAGUGAGGGGACGGAGGGAAAGGUUUUGGAGGGGUUGUCGACGACACAGGGGGAGGAGGCGUCGACGAAGAGGGGCGUGUUGGAGGAAAUGAAGGGAAAUGGAUUAUCGUUGGAUAGCGUAUCUAAUCCGUUUUUGCAAGGAAUGAUUCCAUUGAGCAUUUACAAGGUGGCAGUGGCGAGGUAUAAGAAGAGGCUGGGACUUCGGAAGAAGUUUGUGAAGAUAUUUUUGGCGUUUGCGAAUACGAGGCAUUUGGUAGAAGAGAUUUAUCAGGAUAUAGAACUCGAUUUUCCAGAUGACCCGGAGGUGCUCUCAUUCGUUGCACGGAAGCCGUGUGACGUAUUUGAUCUGGUCAUUAGGGGUGGUGUGAACGACGGUCAGAUGCCGAAAAUUGAGAGAUUGUCCGUGAAUCGGUUCAUGGUGGUAAGCGAAUGUAUAGAAAACUAUCAAAACUUUCUACAGUCUCACCCGUCUACGCCUCUGUACGAAUCGUAUUUUUCUUUUUUGGUUUCUUCGUAUGUCGAUUGCGCGGAAGCGAGUCAACAGCAAGGCAUAGAAGACGAAAGAGCGGAUCUGAAGCGGUUUUUGGAAAGAAAAAUUCCCGGCGCUUUUAAGAGGGGGUUUCAAGACGGACACAUAUCGGAGAAGAUAAGUCUGCAGUGGAUCGAUUGGUUGCUGGCGCGUGAACGCGUUGAAGACGCGCAUAUGUGGGCUGAGAAGUUGUCGGCGAAGUUUUUCAAUAAUCCGUCGAUUCGACUGAUAAAUUUUUUGCUAGUCGCGCGGAGUCGAGACGGUCCACUCGGUCGCGAAGGCGAAGGGAGGGCUGGCGAGAAGGGGGACAGGGAGCUCCUCGAGGAGGUGGCUCGGGCACUGCAAGUUGCCGAUUUGGUCCACGAGGGCCUAGGAGGGUUGUUCUAUUUUUACGCCGAAAGGAUCAUCGCAGCUCGAAUGGCAGUGGACCAAGGAGAAAUGGAGCUGGGCGUCUAUCAGGAGGCCUGCGAAAAGGCAUUGACCGCAUACAAGCGCGUGCUUUCAGGGUUGACGGGAAAAAGGGAGGCACUGAUUCGAUUUAAGGAGAACGUGUUGAGUCAGAUGGUGGAGUUCUAUGCAAAGUCAACCCAGGUCGUGGAGAAGGCCACGAUGGAGUCAUUUUUAAGGCGGAUCUACGAGGUGUCUCUGGACUAUCCACCGAACAGUAAGUCCUACUUUAAGAAAAUACUUGAGUUUGAAAUUUACGCAGAAGGAGAAUCGGAGGAGAAGGUAAAAAAAAUACACACUGAAAUCAUAGAGCACGCGUUGCGCGAAUUUGGACAAGAUGACCCGUGUAUAUGGCUGGAGGCUAUAGAUUGGGAGAAGCGACACGGGGGCAGUAUAAAGCGUAUCGGCGUUUUGUAUCAUAGAGCUAAGAGAAUGUUGAAGAAUCCAGACCAGUUCGUUGCCCAAUAUUCGCAGAUGGUGAAUGCUGAUUGAGUCAGUAUCGGAGACAGCGGACAGAGGUUGUUUUCGGAAGAAAGGGGGCGGUUGGUCGCGGGAGUUGGUUCGGCGGAGGUUUUGUGAACAAUGCGUCCGCAAGCAGUUGUGAUAGGGGAAAUGGUUCAAAUAGCAGACCAUUUCUCUUUUACUCAGAGAGGCGAAGGGAACAAUUUGAAAUCCGAACACCUGAAAAGCUAAAACAGUACAGACGAUCACUGGAGAUAUCAUGCACACAAAAUUUUUUGUCUGAGUCGAAAGAAAAAAAUUUCGUCAGAACGGCCGUCAUCAGCUUGUCGAGUGCCGACCUGGUUUGAUGUUCAGUAUCGAUGCGUAGCAUAGCGGGCGUGCUCUACAGUUUGCCUAUUAGCGGUUGAAGGUUGUCUGGCCAAUAGCAAACGCGACUAACGAAAACAAACAUUCGGAAAGUGGUCGGUACAAAAUUUUCAUAGGACUUAAAGCGGCUUUUUGCAAAUCGUGGCGUCUAUCGAGGCCCAUGCAAGUUUGUUUGUUACAAUAGGUACCGCGGCAUUCCAGAGACCGGCGUUACUAUGACCCGUUACUGUUCGCACAUGACAUUCUCUCUUUUCACGAUUCCUGUCACCUUUUCUCUCAACCGUGUCCGCUGUCUGCGUCCCCGACCCGUUGAACGCAUCGCGCAGCAUUCAAGCGGCCCCUGACAUGCGUCCAGGUCCUCAUUCCGCGAAACUUCUGAGUGUCUGUCACUUUUUGAGACCGCGGGAUGGCUGUCGGAGGUCAUCCCGUUCGCGUGUAUAAGCAUUUAAAAAGAACCUACGAUCGGAGCCAUGUCUGGUCACUAUUCGACAAGUUGCGCUGGCUUGGAGCUGGACGAAUACUAUUAAACCUUCUGUUUGUUGUACGAAUUGA